AUGAACUCACUAAACCUGGCUCUCAUUGAGAAGACACUUCGAACCCUCGAACAAGUCCUGACGGAUGCAGACACAUUGCAGAAUGACUAUGGCCUGAAGAUCGAGAUAACUGCAGAUGAAAUCCAAGAGCUGCACAACUCCAAGAGGCUGUUUCGAGGCAUUAAGAUCCUCAGCAAUAAUGCUACCAAAGAACUCCUCAACGACACCGCUAGAGUCUAUCAACGAUGGACUUCGUGGAAAAAGUUCAAGUGGGCGGUAUUUGAUCAGACAAAGUUUGAGACUCUGAUCCGAGAUGUUCAAUUCUUCAGCGAGCAGCUGCGUAGCACCAUCCAUUGGACAGAACAGGGUCAAUACACUGGUAAUUCCUGCCACACCUUAAGAUCUCUCAUCAACCAGACUAAUGACAAGGACCUCCUGGAGAUUAUCACGAACAAGUUGGAUGCCUUGGACAGUGCCAUCCAUGCCUCCGCUCGCUUGAAACAGGGAUCGCUGCUUUUGGAAGUUCUGGACGAUGGCCCAAACGGUCAGGGCUGGCUGCUGCCUUCACGAACCCAUCGACCGACAUCUUUCCUCUCCCCUUCAAGACCAUCGAUGAUCACGAGACAGGCGUCUCCGGGAAGAGACUUGAGGUGUGAUUUCAAAUCUCUUCGACGACCUUCGCCAAUAGCCGACCAAACGUUGUACCGUGUAGUGGCCAGCUAUAACGACCAAAAGGUUGUUCUAGAAUUGGAAACUCUACCCCAGCAUAUAGAACGACGACUCAAACACCGGAUCGCAACAGUCGCUGAUCUCUUGUCAGGGUUGAGUAGUCCGGCAUUUCAUUCUCUCAGAUGCAUUGGUUAUCUGAAAGAGCCCAAGACUUUACGAUAUGCGUACAUCUUUCAACCGCUUAAGGACGACGAGUUUUUGAUGCGAACUCUUCAGAACCUCGUGGCGGGAGACGGUUUGCGCCCUAGUAUCAAUCAGAGACUGGCAAUUGCUUUAGCAUUGACCGAGACGGUCUUGCACCUUCACACUGCUGGGUGGUUGCACAAGUCAUUACGCUCAGACAACGUCCUGUUUUUCCAAAGUACGAAAGCAGAUUGGUUGAGUCUCGAGGACAUCGCAGAGGCAUACCUCGGAGGCUAUGAAUUCGCCAGAUGCGACAACAUGCUCGAAAUGACAGAGGGCCCGGGAGCAUUUGAACAUUCUCGCCUAUAUCGUCACCCACUCUCCCUUAGCGAGGAUCGAAUUCCAUUUGUAAUGCCUUUGAUCUCUACAGUCUCGGAUGCGUUCUGUUGGAAAUCGGCCUUUGGCGGCCAUUGUUGA
This is a messenger RNA of Cladophialophora bantiana CBS 173.52, 1308 nucleotides long. RefSeq lists its product as uncharacterized. The transcript has a single exon. The record is from RefSeq and is a predicted model, not a curated record. Bases 1 to 1308 code for a protein of 435 amino acids. Lineage: Eukaryota; Fungi; Ascomycota; Eurotiomycetes; Chaetothyriales; Herpotrichiellaceae.